UGUGUUUCUCUGAGCAGCAUGUAGGGGGAGGUAAAGGGACACUGGUGGCCUGUAGCAUUUUUUUUUUCUUUUCUUAUUAUUAGAAGAAGAAACUCACUCACGACCACUCACACUGUGUUGUGUUGCGACAUGUCGAAAAACAGGCUGGGUGAAAUGCGGCACUCCUGAGCAAUACUUGAUGUUGUUUAGUUGUUGAUGAAAGAGAAACUGUCACCAUCAGGCUUUCACCCUACGGGCUCGUCCAGUGCUCCUGCUCCUCCUGCUGCUGCUGCUCCCCUCUCCUCUCCUCCACGAAACAAGCGAUGCUGGUCACCGUCUUCUGCGCGCCGAGGGAUCGCCCAGAGACCACCUUUGCCCUCGAUGUGUCCCCGGAGCUGGAGCUGAGAGACUUUGUAGCACUUUGUGAACUGGAAUCAGGAAUCCCAGCUGGGGAAAUACAGAUCACAUAUGUAGAACAGCCCCUAAAAGACCCCACUCGUGCCUUGGGGAACUAUGGUGUUAAGGAUGGAGAUGUGGUGGUUCUUAGGCAAGCUGACAGAAGGCCACCACCGACGCAACCAGCCUUUCCAGGUCUGCCCCAUAUUGACUUUCGCUCCAUCACAGUCCCCGGCACCUCUUCUUCAUCCAGUUCACGUGGUGCCGUAAUGACGCAGCCGCAGGCUCCGCAGCCACCGCCACAAUCACCGCCACAGCAGGAACAGCGCACCGCACAACCUUCCACGCCAGUGGCCUUUCGCGGUUCUUCCCCUCAGGGGCUGGACGACCCUGCCUUACUCCAGCAGAUGCUAUUAUCCAAUCCACAUGAACUUUCACUGCUCAAGGAGCGUAACCCGCCCCUUGCUGAGGCCCUCCUGAGCGGAGACUUAGAGCGUUUCACCAAAGUGCUGCUGGAGCAACAGCAGGAUCGAGCCAAGCGAGAGCAAGAGAGGAUCAGACUUCUGACUGCUGAUCCUUUUGAUUUGGAAGCCCAAGCUAAGAUUGAGGAGGACAUCAGGCAGCACAAUGUGGAAGAAAACAUGACCAUUGCUAUGGAGGAGGCCCCGGAAAGCUUUGGACAGGUGGUUAUGCUCUACAUUAACUGCAAAGUCAAUGGGCACCCUGUGAAAGCUUUUGUUGACUCAGGAGCCCAGAUGACCAUCAUGAGUCAGGCAUGUGCUGAGCGCUGUAACAUCAUGCGGCUGGUGGACCGUCGCUGGGCUGGGAUCGCCAAGGGAGUGGGUACCCAGAAGAUCAUUGGCAGAGUUCAUUUGGCUCAGGUCCAGAUAGAAGGAGACUUCCUUCCUUGUUCUUUCUCCAUCUUGGAGGACCAGCCGAUGGACAUGCUGCUUGGCCUGGAUAUGCUGAAGAGACACCAGUGUUCGAUCGACCUGAAGAAGAGCGUGCUUCUAAUAGGCACCACAGGCACUGAAACCCGCUUCCUGUCUGAGGCAGAGCUGCCAGAGUGUGCCCGACUGGCAUACGGAGCAGAGGGCCGUGAAGACGCCCGUCCAGAUGAGAUGGCUGACAGAGAACUGGCAGAGGCACUUCAGAGGUCCAUACAGGAAAGCGACACUGCAGAUGGACAAACUACCUCACGGCAGCCCCCACCAUUUACAUUACCCAGAACCUUAGACCAAAUGUCCUCAUCCACCUCCCCUUCCCAAAGCCCUUCCUCUGGCCAACCCCAGACCCUGGAUCGUUCUCAGUCCGCCCCGGCCGCCAUGGAGCAGGCCUCAUCAUCAGGGCUGUGCCAGGACCAACCUGGCUACCAGGAGCUUCCUCUGCCUUCGUCCCCAGCAGAGGAUGUUGGCGCUACACCUCAUCAGGUCCACCCUCACCCUUUGCCUGAUCACAGCGACUCCAAAGUGCCCCCUGAACCCAGUCCUUCAACAGACGUCCUCCGUACAUGUACGCCUCCUGCUGACAUGGCUACUGUGUCCCAGUAUCCGGGGGAAGAGUUACAGCCUGGUGCCGCAGAGGGGGAUGCUGAAUCAGACGAGGUGGUGAACAGCUCCAUGCUCCCCGAUCCGGAGGAGCUUUCUCCCAUUCAACCCAUGGAGCAGGAGGCAGCUGAGUCAGACACAGCUGACGCCACAGAAGCAUGUCCGAGUGAUCCCACCCAGUUCGACUCGGUUGAAAUGGAGUCCCCCACCGACUCCCAAGACGUGGUGUCAUCCGAGAGAGACCAGCCUGAAGGAGAGCACUGCUCCAGCUCCGACAGCAUCCCUUCACUGGCGGCCGCUCUGAUGGAGCUUCACGAGCUGCUGGUAUCCAACAACCGGGCUCAGUCGCAAAACCGCAGCACCUCCUGCUCCCCCUCACAUUCAUUCAAACAGGAAACAGACGAAGUGGCCCCCGAGCCACGCACCCCGACACCCGAAAACACCCAGCAUAUCCCUUCUACUGCCAUCACAGCCGGUGCAGAAACAAGCGAUGCCAAAGCCAUCCAUGCUGCUGCUGUGUUUGAUGAGGGACCAUCUAAGUGUCUUUUGCCUGACCUCUCUGGCCAGGAUGAGCAUCUGGACGGAAAUACAGCAGAGACUGCGGAGGGACAAGGACCGCCGCAGUGUCCAGAUGGCUCCGGGGAGAGGAGGGCAGAUAGUCGAGGGGACGAUGAAGCUAACAACAUCAGCAUUUUUCAGCCUGAGCCAGAGGUUCCCCCUGAUCCUGCAGGGGACCUGGAGAUCAGGGAACCUCCCGAGGGGCAGCAGGGGAGAGGGGUUGCAGAUGGACGAGCCUCUGGCACCAACACCCCGGACACUCUUGGCCUCCAGACUGAGCACACUUUCCUCAGCCCUCUAUCUAUGGCAGUGGGCUCACCCGAGGAAGUCUCAAGCACCUCGCGCCCCUCUUCCCCUCCUCUCGCUCAGGCUCCCCAGCUUACAUCUCCAGAUCCUCCUCUCCCUUCUCCGCAUCCCUUUAUAGAACAAUUUCCAGCUGAGCACAUCCAGAGAAUCCAGGCAGCAGGGUUUUCUGCCAGGGAGGCUGCAGAGGCACUGGAAAGAGCUCAUGGGGUUGUGGAGCUAGCUCUGCUGGCACUACUAGCCCGCAGUAUCACUGUGCCCACCUAGACUCAUAACUAGUCACACGAGUCCCCAGCCUCCCAACUCAAGCAUCUGUCUUAUUUAUACCUUGUUACUGACCCAGAUGUCUCAGUCCCUCCUUAGCAGGGAGCACGUAUAAACACAGGGAAAUGCUGUCUCUUGGUUUGUCGUACAGAAUAUCCAAGAACAAACAGGACAACUGGUAAUACUUUUCUGGAUAUUGCAGAUAUGUGAGGAGUGUUUGCAUGCAGAUGUUUUGGGUGCCCACCCACUUCAUUGGUUUUUAGAGAUUUGGUAUGAUAGAUUGAUUUUCUUCUUGUUUUUUUUUUUUUUUUUUGCGUCAACAUUGAUGCAUUAUUAAAUGCCCAAUGUGUGAUUGAUUCUUUAAACCAUUAAACAUUAUUAUAAUUUCCCCUUUUUGAUAUGUCAUAAAAACUAUUGUUUAAGUUGUGGAGCAUCAAUAAAAAUGGAGAAGUGCUGCUCCUCCUCUCCAUCUCAGAAUAACUCUUGUCUGGUGAACACGGAUAUUUGAAGCAAUCUGCUGAUAAAUGAAUCAUCCUGUUGUUUGAUUUGUAUGUUUGGACCCCCCCCCCCCCCCCUCAUUCAAUUUACAAAUCAGAGCCCAGCGAUGGGGAAAAAGCUAAAUUGUGGGAACUGUUGCAGUUUAGAAGCAUCGAUCAAGUUUACAAAUAAUCUCUCCAGAUAAGUUGAAACCCUGAUAUACACAGCCAUUAUCACACUGAAAUGUUAAGUGAGCCACAAGUGUGUGUGUGUGUGUGUGUGACGUAUGAUUUCAGUUCAGUAUGUGAAUUACAGAAGGUAUCUUGUACUGUAUGUAUCAUUCUCCAGUUUGAGAGACUUGCCAUGUGUAGAUUACAAAACUGUAGGUCCUGUUCACAAAGUCUGUCUUGUUUUGUGUCAAAUCAUCAGUGUGUUCAUAUCUUUUUAAAAGACAAAACAAAAACAAAAAAACACACCCAUCUUCAUUUUAUAAUCUGUUAUCUGAAUAUGGCCAUCUGCGCCUGUCCAAUGUUUUGUCAGUGCAUCAUAUAUCAAGUAUUUCAAUGGCUUUAUUUGAGUCAUGUAUCAACAAUGUUCAGGCAGAUCGAAUUAUCUACUUUUAUCUUGUAUGAAAAUUUUAAAUUGCAAAUAAAAUGGAACUAGUAUUUGUA
Messenger RNA from Larimichthys crocea (large yellow croaker), 4195 nucleotides. It is a transcript of the gene ddi2, whose product is annotated as DNA-damage inducible protein 2. The record is from RefSeq and is a predicted model, not a curated record. The transcript has 10 exons. Gene Ontology annotation, molecular function: protein binding; aspartic-type endopeptidase activity. Lineage: Eukaryota; Metazoa; Chordata; Actinopteri; Sciaenidae. Gene Ontology annotation, biological process: proteolysis. The coding region runs from base 303 to 3050 and encodes 915 amino acids.